Molecule: messenger RNA, 707 nt
Organism: Zymoseptoria tritici IPO323
Lineage: Eukaryota; Fungi; Ascomycota; Dothideomycetes; Mycosphaerellales; Mycosphaerellaceae
Product: U3 small nucleolar ribonucleoprotein protein imp3
Exons: 2
Coding region: 18-581 (187 amino acids)
Biological process (GO): rRNA processing
Cellular component (GO): small ribosomal subunit; Mpp10 complex; small-subunit processome
Molecular function (GO): snoRNA binding; rRNA binding; structural constituent of ribosome
Source: RefSeq, a predicted model, not a curated record
CAUCUACACCGUUCAAGAUGGUGCGCAAAUUGAAGCAUCAUGAGCAGAAGCUCCUGCGGAAAGUCGACUUCAUCAACUACCCUGGCGACGACCAGCAUCGCUCCGCAGCGGUCAUCCGACGAUACUCAGUCUCGAACCCAGCCGAUUACACCUCAUACAAUCGUCUCGCCGGCAAAUUGCGACACCUGGCGCACCGCAUCGCACUUUUGCCACCGGAAUCAGCGUUUCGGAGAAAACAAGAGGAUGUUCUGUUGGAGAAGCUACACGAUAUGGGCUUGCUAGGCAUCGGGGGAGGCGGAAAGGGAAAAUUGAGCGAUGUGGAGAAGAAGAUCACAGUGUCUGCCUUCUGCCGAAGGAGACUGGGUGUUGUCAUGACCAGAUUGAGGAUGUCGGAGACUGUUUCAUCAGCGAACAAGUUCAUCGAGCAAGGUCAUGUUCGUGUGGGAACUGAGGUGGUCACCGAUCCCGCCUUUCUCGUUACCAGGAACAUGGAAGACUUCGUGACAUGGGUCGACUCAUCGAAGAUCAAGAGGAACAUCAUGAAGUACCGUGACAAGCUGGACGACUUUGACCUGCUAUAACAGUCCUGCAUACUGCUCUGACCGGACGAGACACGGACCCUGCACAGCACAUCAUUCCCAAGACUGGCGCCAUGGUUGCUCAGUUGUCCUUGUUCGGAGCUCACGGUUCUGAGAGAUGCCCGGAGC